UUAUUGGUAGCGGCCGAGGAUGGCUUUCACAGAAUAGUUUUAAUAAGUGACGGUAGAGAUUAAAUUAUUCAUUAUAUUGCUGUGUGGUUGGAGCUGUUGGGUGAUGUCCAAACACGUUGCAUAUGCAGGAAACCUACUGAAUCCUUUCUAUGGGAUAGCAUCACUUGUUAAAAACCCUUGAAGAGAAGAAAAAAAGAAACCGAAAGUUAUCUGACGCUCGUUUUAAUGAGUAGUGAUAUUAUACCAUUUUGUAAAGGGCUUGUAACCGAUUGCUUCCACUGACACAUAUGUGGGUUUAAUAGUGGAACCUUUUAUUGAAAAAUUGGAAUGAUACAAGAAUGUAGUAUGAGUGGCCUCAGCGUCUUGUGAGAAACUGCACAACACACGAUCACGUCUUAGACAUUUAAGAUUUCUGUUUUUGGGUGAGCUUAAGGGAGCUCUUCCGUCGGAAACGAGGGGUCUAUUGUCGUGAAUGACUUUACGACAGUGUUUCCGGCAAUGUCAUGGCGGCGUUCGGAGGUACGUUUGAAAGUUCAGAAAGCAUCGAGAGCAAGAGAGAAUCUAAGCGCAAAGAAAGAGAAGAGGUGCUCCGAAAGGCCAAGGAGAAGUUUGAGAAGGAGGAGAGGAGGAAGGACCUGAAGAGGGCCCGCGGAGAGGGUACAUGGAUGCUCCCUGACGUGGACCUGAAGCUGCAGCAGCUGGAGCAGGAACACAAACAGAAAAAGAAGAAGAGCAAGAAGGACAAGAAGAAGAAGGCAAAGAAAGAGAAGAGGAAAGUGGAGGAUGUGUCCAGCGGCAGCUCGGAGGGUUCUGAGGAGGAGUGGGUGGAGUCCAGGCCGGUGGUGGAGGUCACAACCAAGCCUUGGAAGAUAGGUGGGGAGAGCCGGCCAGAGGUGGCUCCUGAGGAGGUCGCUGAGGCCGAGCUGAAGCAGAGAGACGAGUGGAUGACCUUUGACUUCCUGUCCAUGAGGACCACGUCUGUGGUGGAGAAGAGGGCGGAGAAGGAGAGGGAGAAGGAGGCGGACCGGGAGAGGAGCCAGAUGCUGGAGCAGGCCGGCCUGCACAAGCUGGAGCUGAACCCCUACUGGAAGGACGGGGGGUGCGGCCUACCCCCAGAGGACAUUGCUGCCCCUGCCCACAAAGCUGCGGUGGUGGAUGACGGUGGCCUGAGCUGGCUGCGCGGGUCCUACCAGCGCAUGAAGGAGCAGGCCGAGAGGGAGAGCCGCAGCCUGGCGCAGGUGGUGUCCGAGCGAUACGGGUCAUUGGAGAAGUUUCAGAAGAGGCUGGAGGAAGCGGAAAAGGUCGCCAAAGCCCAGAGAAGGGGGCCUGGGCGUGACAGGAAUGAGGGAAGCGGGUGGAAGAGGCCGGGGACCACGGAUGACAGCUCAGACAGAGAGCAGGAGUCCGAUCGGGGCCGAGGGGGCGAACGGAGUCACCUGGAAGGCAGGGGUAGCAGGAGAGACCGAGACCGGCAUGGUGACCGGGACAGAGAUCGGGGGAGGGGACACCCUGACCAGGACGGGGACAGGAACCGAUACAGGGACUGGCAGAGCAGGAGGGACAGGGGGGGCCGGGCAGAUGAGUCCGGGCACAGAGCCACGGAGGACCCUCUCCUCCGCAGAGAGAGCCCUCGGCCUGCGGAAGACCGGGCCAGGCUGCUUCCAUCCAGCAGCUCGCUGAAGGCCCGGUUCCUGAAGCCCACGGAGGACGAGCCGGGUCCGGCCUGGGCAGGGUCACACCAGGGCACCAGCGGGUUCCUCAAACCUCGCAGCGAGGGCACCCACGAGGGUACCCGUCCAGCUUGGAGGAAGCUGGGCCCAACUGGGGAGGAUGGCGCGGGAAGGGCGGCUGGGAAGACCGUGUCGGAGAUCCCUGAAUCGGAACGCCGGUCCCCGGAAGGUCAUGGAGGCAAGGAUGAGGGAUCACCAUCCAGGGCCACGGAGUCAGAGAGUGGGGAGGAAGAGGAGGAGGUGGAGGAGGAGGAGCUGAUCCUCACCGAUGAGGAGAUGAACAAGCUUGGGGCCAAGCUGCUGAAAGCUGAGCUGAUGGGAAACAAGGAGCUGCAGGAGAGGCUGACAUCCCAGCUGGAGGCUGCCCGCCGGACCAAAGAGAAGCGAGCUGAAGGCGGCGGGAAGCAGGUGUCCAGACGGGUGGAGGAGGAUCAGGAGGUGGUUCUGUACCGGACCGAUCAGAUGGGUAGGGCGUGGCCCGUCAAGGGCCCGUCAGAACCCCAGGAGCCCCGGGGAGGACGCAGGAAGAAGACAGCGAUCGAGACUCACCGUGAUGGUGAGCGCGUCCGCUAUUUCCAAGACGACGACGGUAUCGACCUACAGGAAAUGGUGCGCCGGGAGAAGAUGAGCACCGCGGGAGACCAAAAUGCCCUGUACUCUCGCAUGGCGGCCAAGAUGAUGGGCAAGCAGGAUGGAGACAACUACACGCUGGACGACAUGUUUGUGUCGAGUGCGGCCCAGAGAGAGCGUUCCGGCCGGGAUGAGCAGCGCCAGCGUGACCGGGCCGUACGAGAGCACCACCGGAUGGCCGGCGCCAUGGACAAGUGUCCUCACUGCUUUGACAGCGCUCAGCUGCCCAAGCACCUGGUGGUGGCCAUCGGAACUAAGGUGUACCUCUCCCUGCCCAACGCCGUCUCCCUCACAGAGGGACACUGUCUCAUCUGUCCACUGCAACACCACACGGCCUCCACCGCCCUGGACGAGGAUGUAUGGGCAGAGGUGCAGAUAUUCCGUAAAGCGCUGGUGAAGAUGUUCCAGGAGCAGCACCUGGACUGCGUCUUCCUCGAGACCCACAUGAACCCUAAGCGGCGCCUCCACAUGGUGUACGAGUGCGUCCCCCUCCCCCGGGAACUGGGUGAUAUGGCGCCCAUAUACUUCAAGAAAGCCAUCCUGGAGUCUGAUGAGGAAUGGGCGAUGAAUAAAAAGCUGGUGGAUCUGUCUUCAAGGGAUGUGCGGCAUGCUGUCCCCAAAGGUCUCCCGUUCUUCUCGGUGGACUUUGGGCUUCAGGGAGGAUUCGCUCAUGUCAUUGAGAACGAGCAGAAGUUUCCUCAUUACUUUGGGAAGGAGAUCCUUGGGGGAAUGCUGGACCUGGAACCCCGGAGAUGGCGAAAGCCAAUGCGGGAAAACUUUGAUGACCAGAGGAAGAAGGUCCUGCAGUUUGCACAGCGGUGGAAGCCGUUCGACUGCACCAAGACUGACUGAUCAGCCAGGAUGGAUGGACUCUAACCUGGACCCUCACAUGACCCCUAGGGGGCACAGACUCGCUCAUUGUGCUGAAGGUGGAGAGGCCCCCCCCAGUGUCAGAUCCCUGGGUGUCACAAACAUGUGCCCCUGGUUUGACUCUGGGGCCAAUUCAGAUCUGUUAGGGUUAGGAACCGUGUCUAUUAGUCACUCGGAAUGCUGGUUUUAAAGUGAAUGUUUUUUUUUUUUUUUUUUUUUUUUUUAAGAAUUAAAGCCUAAGAAUUUGUUUGGUA
Molecule: messenger RNA, 3484 nt
Organism: Brienomyrus brachyistius
Lineage: Eukaryota; Metazoa; Chordata; Actinopteri; Osteoglossiformes; Mormyridae
Gene: cwf19l2
Product: CWF19 like cell cycle control factor 2
Exons: 18
Coding region: 504-3212 (902 amino acids)
Biological process (GO): mRNA splicing, via spliceosome
Cellular component (GO): post-mRNA release spliceosomal complex
Source: RefSeq, a predicted model, not a curated record